UACAAUGGGCUUGACUACUCCUCACACCAAGAAGUCGCCUUCUUCCUUCUUCCAUCCUCCCUUUCCUUCUUCUGUGUUGCGGACCUCAGCUUGGCUUCACCGCAUCUCUCCGUCGGUGUUUGUCGGGAGCUUCAGAUCCGUGGGAUUAGCAGGCCGGCGAUCGAGGGCAAGAGCAGCAUUCAGCCAUGGAUCUGGCCCCAGAACAGCUGCAGUUCCUCACUAUACCCGACAUCCUACGGGAGUCCACCUCCAUCCCCAAGCAUUCCCCCCGGACCUUCUACCUCAUAACCCUAACCCUAGUCUUCCCCCUCUCCUUCGCCAUCCUCGCCCACUCCCUCUUCACCCACCCCCUCCUCGUCCAGCUCCAGUACCCUUCCUCUGACCCCGCCCAGACCCGCCACGACUGGACCCUCCUCCUCACCUUCCAGUUCCUCUACCUUAUCUUCCUCUUCGGCUUCUCCCUCCUCUCCACCGCCGCCGUCGUCUUCACCGUCGCCUCCAUCUACACCUCCAAGCCCGUCUCCUUCUCCAACACCCUCUCCGCCAUCCCCAAGGUCUUCCGCCGCCUCUUCCUCACCUUCCUCUGGGUCUCCCUCCUCAUGGUCACCUACAACGUCGUCUUCCUCGCGUUCCUCGUCCUGCUCAUCGUCGCGAUCGAUACCCAGAAUCCCCUCCUCCUGCUCUUCUCCAUUCUCGUGAUCUUCCUCCUCUUCCUGGUCGUCCACGUCUACAUCACCGCUCUGUGGCACUUGGCCAGUGUCGUUUCCGUGCUGGAGCCCGUUUACGGUUUGGCGGCGAUGAAGAAGAGCUACGAAUUGCUUAAGGGUAGGACGCGGAUGGCGGGGGUCCUGGUUUUUAUGUACUUGGUGAUCUGCGGAGUGAUUAACAUGAUCUUCGGGGCAGUGGUCGUGCACGGGGGAGAGAAUUACGGGGUUUUCACGAGGAUCGUGGUGGGUGGAAUCUUGGUCGGGGUUCUAGUGAUAGUGAACUUGGUGGGUCUGAUGGUGCAGAGCGUGUUCUACUAUGUCUGCAAGAGUUAUCACCAUCAGGGCAUCGAUAAGAUUGCUCUGCACGAGCAUCUCGGUGGGUAUCUUGGGGAGUAUGUGCCAUUGAAGAGCAGCGUUCAGAUGGAGAACUUGGAGAUUUAAUGAUUCAAUCGGUGGGUGGAUCUUUGUAAGUUGUUUAUUAGCUCUAUUUGAGGGAGAAUUAUAUCUGUAAAUUGGAAGCGGGUAUUCGGGUUUACUCCUCAUAGCAUAAAUAUGUCCAGCAAACACGCCCUAGUUUGUCCCAAGCUGUUUCCUCUGAUGCUUGUAAGUUGUAAUUGUUGGACAAGUAAAAUUAUCAGUUGUCAGAAAGCUAGUUUUUCUUCUUCAUCGCAUUCAUGUGUUCCCCUGAGCAGGCAACAAUUUUUGUUCUUUGGCCUUUCCCCGGCAUUCAUUGUAUGGAUAAUGAUGUUAUGUGUCUAUUUGCAAACUUGAUCACCCGUGAAGGAAAAUAA
Molecule: messenger RNA, 1498 nt
Organism: Punica granatum (pomegranate)
Lineage: Eukaryota; Viridiplantae; Streptophyta; Magnoliopsida; Myrtales; Lythraceae
Source: RefSeq, a predicted model, not a curated record